Messenger RNA from Owenia fusiformis, 1247 nucleotides. The record is from the annotation of a GenBank genome assembly. NCBI's taxonomy places the organism in Eukaryota, Metazoa, Annelida, Polychaeta, Sabellida, Oweniidae.
UUUCUAUUUUUCCGGGACGGAGAAAAUAGAGCACUCAAUUUACUGAGCUCACUGAGCUACCAUGGAUUAUAACACUAAGCUAUUAGCAGAUAUGAAUGUAGACAUGGAUUACUUAAGCUAGUCUGUUGUUCAAUACAUUGAACUGAUUCUCUAAACACGUACAAUACAUAUCCAUCAUGUUGCUGGGAUCUGUGCAAAUGUGUGGAGAGACUUUGUCAUCUAUUGAAGUUAGAGACAUUUGUGAGUCUUUGGAGACACACUCCAUCCGACUUUUGUCAUUGAGGGAAUGUUUUAUGAACGAUAGAGACUUCCAAUGCUUGACGAUAAGUGUCGGCAAAUGCAAAUCCAUAAUGCAGUUGAAUCUGAACCUUGGCUUGGUGUCUGCUGUGACUAGGGUAGAAAUGUUGGCACAGGCAUUGAUGAAAAAUAGGACAUUGACCUCUCUGUUUAUUCAUGGGUCUCCUGUAAGUGACUAUGGGAUGGUUAUGCUUUCCCAGGCCCUGGCUGCUCAUCCUAAUAUUGUCAACCUGGAUGUAGGGGACUGCAUCCUGGGGGACAGGGGCCUUGAGGCAGUUGCACAAUUAUUACCCCCUGAUGGGGCAAAACCAGGUUUACAAGAGUUAACAUUAAGUGCAAAUCCAGCUAUCACCUCUAUGGGUUGGGUUAAGUUUGGUAUCGCCUUGGCAGCUAGUAGCAACUUGAAAGUGCUCAACUUAGACUACAACCGUGUUGGGGACAGUGGCAUAGCAUGUCUUACUGUUGCUUUGGCCAGCUUAAGAGGCUUAGAAGUCUUAGAUUUAGAAGGGACUGGCAUGACUGACCAAGGAGCAAAGAUGUUGUUACAUCUACUCGAGAACUAUCCAACUGAUAUCAAUCGCAUCAUACUUGAUGAAAAUGACAUUGAUCCUAAACUACUGGGAGAAAUAAAGCACAGUUUGUCAUUGGAAGAGACUGACGAGAAUUCUUCUGAGAAGGAGAUUUUAGCCUCUGAUAGUGAAAUAAGCAAAAUGUCAAAUGAAAUUGCACAAACUUCCUUAACAAAUGUAACUGAAAUAUCAUCAGAAGCUACAUCAAGUAUGACCUUGAAACCUCAUGACCUUGACACUAUGGGUAAUGACCUUGCAAAAAGUACAAGUUUGACUCCAAGAGAACUUGCCAGAUUCAUAAGAUCUCCUGAAGCAGGAGCUUCAAAGUAACAUAGUUGAUUAGAAAUAUAGAACUAGAGAGUGUAACACAGUCUUUGUGCC